AUGGCGGCCCAGGAGUCCCUCACGGAGUAUUCCAGGCGGACUUGGUGUACGCUCGUUAUUAGUUCUGUUUUGUGUAUGUUUCUAGUCUGCAGUGCUCGGGUAAGCGCGAACCAAUACUCGAAGGAGUCCGAGUACGUCGCUACGCAUGGAAAGUGCGAGAAAAUUACCAUACCACUGUGUAAAGAUAUUCAGUACAAUGAAACAAUCAUGCCCAAUUUACUCAACCACAUGAAACAGGACGAUGCGGGAUUAGAGGUACACCAGUUUUUCCCGUUGGUGAAAGUGCAGUGCAGUAAACAGCUGAAGUUUUUCCUGUGCACCAUGUACGUACCCGUUUGCACCGUGUUGGAGGAUGCUAUCCCGCCGUGCCGAUCUCUGUGUAACGAGGCGAGGACAGGUUGUGAGAGCUUAAUGAACAAGUUCGGAUUUGAGUGGCCGGAGACUUUGAAGUGUGAUCAGUUCCCACCCUCUGGACUGUGUGUCGGGGAGAAUGCCACGGAUACCUCAGAACCCACAAAACGACCAGGAGGUGGUGGUGGCGGCUUUCAUGGGGGUGGUGGCGGCGGUUUUCAUGGGGGUGACGGUGCGCACACCAGACCUGGUGGGGGCAGCAUCUUUCCACAUUCAGGAGAAACUCUUCCACCGUGGGAUAAUGGACCACCAACUCGUGAUCUAGGCUUCAGAUGUCCAUCGUAUCUUACUAUGCCCAAGGGGUUCGACUACCAUCUGAAAGUGGGGGAUGAUGUGGAGAAGAACUGCGGUGCCCCAUGUUAUAACAUGUUCUUUGACCCAAAAGAACGUAAUUUUGCUAAAUGGUGGAUUGGGGUUUGGUCAUGCAUAUGCCUGGCCUCCACACUUUUCACUGUGCUGACAUUUCUCAUCGACAUGCAGAGGUUUAGAUACCCCGAACGACCAAUCAUUUUCCUCUCUGGUUGUUACUUUAUGGUGGCUCUUGCCUACGUAGUCGGAUUUGCUCUCAGGGAAAAAAUUUCUUGUAGUGGACCAUUUGAGCCUCCGAAUAUGAAUACUCGAAAAGAAGACAUGCUCCAGGUGGUGACUCAGGGAACUAAGAAAGAAGGUUGCACUAUUCUCUUCAUGAUGUUGUACUUCUUCAGCAUGGCCAGCUCCAUCUGGUGGGUUAUUUUGACCCUGACCUGGUUCCUGGCCGCUGGCAUGAAAUGGGGCCAUGAAGCUAUCGAAGCCAACUCUCAGUAUUUUCAUCUGGCUGCCUGGGCUGUACCUGCUAUUAAAACCAUCGCCAUCCUGGCCAUGGGGCAGGUUGAUGGGGAUGUUCUGAGUGGUGUUUGCUACACAGGGAUCUUUGACGUGGAUGCUCUCCGAGGGUUUGUGCUGGCUCCUCUUGUUGUGUACCUCAUCAUCGGAACAUCUUUUCUUCUGGCUGGCUUUGUAUCCUUGUUUCGUAUUCGCACAAUCAUGAAGAGCGACGGCACCAAAACCGACAAACUGGAGAAGCUGAUGGUACGAAUUGGAAUUUUUUCAGUCCUCUACACAGUUCCAGCAACUAUUGUCAUUGCUUGCUACUUUUAUGAGCAAGCAUUCCGAGAUAAAUGGAUGGUGACCUGGUAUGAUGGCGAAUGCAAGCAUUUUCAUAUCAACUGCCCGUAUGGAAUAACCUCCAAGCCAUGGCCAGACUUCAAUGUCUUCAUGAUCAAGUAUUUAAUGACAGUCAUUGUGGGCAUCACGUCUGGGGUGUGGAUUUGGACUGGGAAAACUUUCCACUCCUGGAGGACAUUCUCUAGUAGAAUAUUUAUCCACAGAACCAAUGAGUCGGUAGUGUGA
This is a messenger RNA of Candidula unifasciata, 1800 nucleotides long. Lineage: Eukaryota; Metazoa; Mollusca; Gastropoda; Stylommatophora; Geomitridae. The record is from the annotation of a GenBank genome assembly.